AUGACGAGUGCGGCAGCCACUCGGCCAGCAAGUCCCGAACCAUCUCGAACCGCCCCACCCCCUGACGGCAACCAUCCCCCAAGUGCCAUGCUUCAAGCCUUCGAUGCCAGCACGCACAUAUGUAUUUUUCACGUAUAUGCGAGCAACAUAUACUCACCACGAAUCAACGGUGGUAGCCACGUCAAGACCGGCCAGGGUACCAGGGAGAACCAGCCGGGACUCUGCGAGACCCUGCACCCGGAAAGCGACUGCCAGUCUGGGGAUGUUCGACUUUUGAUCGGCCGCGGAGGAUGGGCACAGGUCAGUCGUCAAGAGUUCUUAAUUUUCUGUUUGGCUUUUCGUCUUCGAGGCAGGGUUUUCGUUUGUGAGAAAUUUUUUACGGAUUUCUUCCAACGCGAGUGGAUUGUGCGAGAUGUUUUUAUGGUUUUCGAAAUUUUUGGAAAUAGAGGUGAUGGUUUGUUGGAGCUGAUGCUGAUAGUGUCAGACAGGCUUCUGGAUAUUCUAUGCGAUGUAUGUGGUGACCGUAGCUCAGGAAAACACUACGGUAUCUACAGCUGCGACGGAUGUUCAGGAUUUUUCAAGAGAAGUAUACACAGUAAUCGUGAAUACACGUGCAAGGCUCAAGGACCUAUGAAGGGGCGCUGCCCCAUUGACAAAACUCAUAGGAAUCAGUGUCGUGCUUGUCGCCUAAAGAAGUGUUUUGAAGCUCGCAUGAACAAAGACGCAGUACAACAUGAGCGGGGUCCUCGAAAAGCGAAACAGCAUACAGUGCUACCUGACAAACAUCAGCAGCAGUCUUCAAUUUUAACGCAACUCUCGCCUCAUUCAGGAAAUCCGGUUCACCACAACGGGACACGAAUGGACAUAAACCCAUCUCACGCUUUCGGACCGAUCAGGGGAUUCCGGUUGGAUCACAGGUUUAAGCCCUAUGCUCCACCACUGCACAUUCACAAGUCAUCAGAAGAUUCUCCAUCUCCGGCACCAUUGGCUCUAACUCAUCCUCCCUCGACUACGACCCUCUAUCACUCCACCACUGUCACCGUCGCACCGCAACCUCCCCUUCUACAGAUAAUUAUGUCUGCAGAGAAAUGCCAGGAAUUAGGCUGGAAUGCUCGUUUGCAGCCAGAAAUAGAAGGUUCUUUAGACCAGACGGAAACAGAAGCCAGUCGGAGUCCACCUAGAGUUCCACCGAUUUUUAGUCCCACUUGGGAAGUUUUACAAGAAACGACAGCCAGAUUACUCUUCAUGGUCGUCCAAUGGGUUCGAUGUUUAGCACCGUUUCAGGCAAUUCCUGAAAGCGAUCAACGUCUCCUCUUGGAGGAAACCUGGACUCAACUUUUCCUUCUUCACCUCGCUCAGUGGUCCGUUUCCUGGGACUUUACAGGACUCUUGGAUGAUGAACACGUGCGAAGGAGGCUACCUGAUAACGCAUCUCGUCAAGAACUAAGAACAAUUCAGAAAAUAAUGUACCAGUUUAGACAAAUUGCUCCUGAUGGCGGCGAAUGUGGUUGUAUGAAGGCUGCAGCUUUAUUCACACCAGAAGUUACGGAUCUCAGUGCUCCAGAAACAGUUGAGAUGCUUUAUAUUCAAGCUCACUGCAUCUUUUAUGACUAUUCGACAUCUCGCUACUUGCAUCAAAAAUUUUGGAGACUAAUGCGUUUGCUUCGAUUAUUAAACGAUGUUAAACCAAAAACCAUCGAACUCUUAUUUUUUCGAGAAACUAUUGGACAAAUACCGAUAGCGCAUUUAUUGGACAACAUGUAUAAAAUGGAACCUUAUACUCCUAGUAAUCAUUGUUAGAGAACCCUAUUCCGUGGUCUGACAGUAAUAGUAUUUUACACAUCUUCGAAAUUUCGACUUCAUCGAAAGAGAAUAUUUUUCUGGAGGACGUGAAAAUAUUGUUAUGAUUUUCGCGCGCUGCAUUCUGUAU
Belonocnema kinseyi is the source of this 1930-nucleotide messenger RNA. RefSeq names its product photoreceptor-specific nuclear receptor-like. Lineage: Eukaryota; Metazoa; Arthropoda; Insecta; Hymenoptera; Cynipidae. Gene Ontology annotation, biological process: cell differentiation; anatomical structure development; regulation of transcription by RNA polymerase II. The transcript has 10 exons. The record is from RefSeq and is a predicted model, not a curated record. Gene Ontology annotation, molecular function: zinc ion binding; RNA polymerase II cis-regulatory region sequence-specific DNA binding; nuclear receptor activity. The coding region runs from base 1 to 1800 and encodes 599 amino acids.